Molecule: messenger RNA, 2328 nt
Organism: Esox lucius (northern pike)
Lineage: Eukaryota; Metazoa; Chordata; Actinopteri; Esociformes; Esocidae
Gene: ddx59
Product: DEAD (Asp-Glu-Ala-Asp) box polypeptide 59
Exons: 7
Coding region: 283-2244 (653 amino acids)
Molecular function (GO): RNA helicase activity; ATP binding; nucleic acid binding
Source: RefSeq, a predicted model, not a curated record
AUUCACGUAACUGUUGACAUCAUCAAUACGAGUCAGCUUUCGGAGUGAGUGACGGUGAAAAAGCUAAGAUACAGUUUUGGAUGUUUAUUGAAGUAUCUGCGCAUUUUAAACAAUUUAUUUAAAAGCAUAUUGUGUCGUUUAUUUGCGGUAAAAUAUCAUGGUAGGUAGACAAUCUACUUGGUAUUUGUAUGGCUACGUAAUUGCCUUGGCUAACGUUAGCUGAUGCCAGCCCCAUUCCAGUGUGAUUAUGGUACUUUGAUUGACAUGUAUUAAUUUGGAAACAUGUUUAUGCCAAGAGCUCUGAAAGUGAAGAGACACACAGACGACACAAGUCAGGUGGUCAAGAAAAAGUGCACAGUGGGCCAGGAGAAGGGAUUCAGCGACAGCACAGGACAAACCCCUAGCCUUGAUAGUAUCUGCACAACUCUUGUUGCAUUUGAAGAGACAAACACGAACACUGAGACACUGCUCACGGUUGACUGCCUGGACACGAUCCGUCCGACCGUAGAACAGUGUACAGGGAGCCAUGAAUCAGCCCCGCAGUACCAACAGUCCCCUGAGUCUGACCCGGAGGACAGCGAUAAGGAUGACGAGCCUGUUAAAUCCUCAAAAAAAUGCCAAAGGUGGCCUGAACCAGGGGAGCCCAUCUGUGUGAUGUGCGGCCGUUUUGGGGAGUACAUCUGCGACAGCACCGACAACGAUGUGUGCAGCUUGGAGUGCAAAGCCAGUCAUCUGGCUAAAAUGGGUAUGAGCACAGGCGGAAGUGCCUUUAACCGUAACCCAGGGGACGAGAGGAACUCCCCGAGUGGACAGCACGCGGCAGUCCGUGGCGACCGCAGUGCUGAGGACUUGGACUAUUCUUACGAGGAAGACGCGUUUAUCUCAGGGUUGACCGAGGAGCAGUUGCGACGUGUGAAGCAGGAGUUGGGCAUUGCCACGGAAGGCAGGGAGGUUGGCAGACCCAUUGUUGAGUUCGAGCACUGCAACCUCCCGCCGACCAUUGGUGCGAACCUGAAGAAGGCUGGGUACGAAGCGCCCACCCCGGUUCAGAUGCAGAUGGUGCCAGUCGGGUUGAGUGGCCGGGACGUGAUUGCCAGUGCUGACACAGGCUCGGGGAAGACUGUGGCCUUUCUGCUGCCUGUGGUAGUGCAGGCUUUGAAGCAUCAGAGACGAGUGGAAGGUUGUCCAGGCGGUCCGACGGCCCUUGUCCUGACACCCACCCGAGAGCUGGCCAUACAGAUCGAGAGGCAGGUCAAAGAGCUGGUGGUGGGCGUCGCCAACAUGAGGACUGCCUUGCUGGUUGGGGGCAUGCCGCUGCCACAGCAACUCCACCGCCUCAAGAGGACCAACAAGAUAAUUAUAGCCACCCCAGGACGUCUUCUAGAGAUCCUGAAGCAGAAGGCGGUACAGCUGGAUGGAGUGAGGGUUGUGGUUGUUGAUGAGGCAGACACCAUGCUGAAGAUGGGCUUCCAGCAGCAGGUCCUGGAGGUUCUGGAGCAUGUCCCUGAUGAGCACCAGACCCUUCUCACGUCUGCCACAAUCCCAAAGAGCACAGAGCAGCUGGCAGCCAGGUUAACCCAGGACCCGGUCCGCAUCACCAUCGGUGACAAGAACCAGCCCUGCGCCAACAUCCGCCAGAUCGUACUCUGGGUGGAGGAGCCAUCCAAGAAGAAGAAGCUCUUUGAGAUUUUAAAUGAUGGGAAGCUGUACCAGCCUCCGGUUGUGGUGUUUGUAGACUGUAAACCUGGGGCCGACUUGCUCUGUGAGGCAGUUCUGAAGGUCAUGGACCUCAAAGCGGUGGCCAUCCACUCUGACAAGACUCAGCUGGAACGCAACCGCAUCCUCAAGGGGCUUCUUGAAGGAGACUAUGAGGUGGUGGUCAGCACUGGGGUACUGGGCAGGGGGCUCGACCUGGUUAACGUCAAACUGGUGGUCAAUUUUGACAUGCCACGAAACAUGGAUGAAUAUGUUCAUCAGGUGGGGAGAGCUGGCAGGCUGGGCCACCGUGGAACGGCCAUCACGUUUGUCAACAACAACAACAAGCACUUGUUCCUGGAGGUGGUGAACCGGGUGAAGCCCACGGGCUCCCAGCUGCCCCCCCAGCUUCUCAACUCCCCCCACCUCCAUGAGCAGCAGAGGAGGGAGAAGCAGAAAGCCAAGCAAAGGGGAGAUGAUGACGUGAUGGUCACCAAGACGAAUCUCCUCGACAUCAUCCGGAAACACAGCAAGAGCUCGAAGAGAUAAAACAGUUCGGUGGAUGGACUUUUUUAUUGCUACUGUGUGCCUUGAUUCAUUUUUUAACAUUAAUAAAUGUAUAUAAAAGCUUGA